AUGCGUAGUAACUUGGAAGUCGACCGAGGUUGUCAUCGCGGCUCAUCAUCGACCACCCAAGGGAAGGAACAUGAAUUCUUGGGAAUUUCGGGCAAGCCGAUUUUUUUCAAUUUUCUGCCGCAUGUGCCACCCCAGGAGCGACGCGAUGAUCGGAGAGAGAGUCGGCUUUAUUCUCAGGGUACUAGCGAGGACGACUCUGGACGUCAACUGGAUCUAAGCUUGACUUUAAGACAUGAUCCGGAAACUCUCAAGAAACAAAAGAAGUUUAUUUCUACUUCACCAGGAAUCAUCACUGGAGAAACGGGGGAAUGGAUAUCUCCAGAAAGCACUCAUGGAAAUGCCCCAACCUUUGGGAAAAACCAGCAACCUAAACUUGGUGAACCAGAAAGGUCGGCCAACACUAUGAUCGGAUCAACAUUUCCCCAGAAUGAAAAUGGGAAACGUCCGUUUCUUGAAUCUCAGCUAGACCUCAGUUUGUCUACAGAUGAUCCGCAACCCACUAGGAAAAAACAGCACUUUAUAUCAAGUGAAACGGAAAGGGGGGCUGAAACUAUGAGCAGCUGGAUGCUUCGCCAGAAGGACCAUGUGGAAACUGCUAACCGUAAACCUCCGCCAACUCUGAGCUCACUUUCGGACUACCCCGCAGCCGCUCGUGAACAACAAAAUUUCGUGUCUAGUGAUCCUGAAGGGGCAAAAAAAACUAUGGCCGGGUGGUUAUCUCUCGAGAAAGACCAUGGAAACAAUCCGCGUUAG
Messenger RNA from Puccinia triticina, 753 nucleotides. RefSeq lists its product as uncharacterized. Lineage: Eukaryota; Fungi; Basidiomycota; Pucciniomycetes; Pucciniales; Pucciniaceae. Gene Ontology annotation, molecular function: deaminase activity. The coding region runs from base 1 to 753 and encodes 250 amino acids. The record is from RefSeq and is a predicted model, not a curated record. Gene Ontology annotation, biological process: purine ribonucleoside monophosphate biosynthetic process. The transcript is spliced from 6 exons.